Molecule: messenger RNA, 2105 nt
Organism: Phymastichus coffea
Lineage: Eukaryota; Metazoa; Arthropoda; Insecta; Hymenoptera; Eulophidae
Gene: waw
Product: translation factor GUF1 homolog, mitochondrial
Exons: 7
Coding region: 75-2024 (649 amino acids)
Biological process (GO): positive regulation of translation
Cellular component (GO): mitochondrion
Molecular function (GO): GTPase activity; mitochondrial ribosome binding; GTP binding
Source: RefSeq, a predicted model, not a curated record
UCAUAAACUCGUUCUCAAUGAAAUUAAAUUCAAAGUGUUGAAUAAAAAAGUGCUUUUUUCGUGUAUUUCCAAACAUGAGGUCAACAAUCAUAUUAUAUAAUUUAUUGACUAGUCAAUACAAACAACAAUUAGGACUCUGUUUGAAACAGAGAUGUACACCAAUGAUUCUCUCACAUUUGUAUUCGACGAAUAAAGAUGAUUUAAAAGAAUAUGAAACUCCAUUAGAAAAUAUAAGAAAUUUUAGCAUUAUAGCACAUGUAGACCAUGGAAAAAGUACUCUUGCUGACAGGCUUUUAGAGUUGACUGGAGCUAUCAAAGUAAAUUCAGGAAUGCAGAUAUUAGACAAGUUGCAAGUUGAAAAGGAAAGAGGCAUAACAGUAAAAGCUCAAACUGUUUCUUUGAAAUAUAAGCUAGAUGGUAUAGAGUACGUUUUAAAUCUAAUUGAUACUCCUGGACAUGUAGAUUUUGCUUCUGAAGUGUAUCGCUCUUUGGCUGCCUGUCAAGGUGUUAUACUUGUGGUAGAUGCUAAUGAUGGUGUUCAAGCUCAGACAGUCGCGAACUUUUAUUUGGCAUUUGGUUGUGAUUUAAUAAUAAUACCUGUUAUCAACAAAAUAGAUUUAAAAAAUGCAAAUCCUGAAAAAGUUGCAAAGCAAUUAUUCAAUCUAUUUGAUAUAAAAGAAAAGGAGAUUUUGAAAAUAUCUGCAAAAUUAGGAUUAAACAUUGAAGAAGUUUUAAAAGCUAUUAUUAGAAGAAUUCCUCCUCCACCAAGUGACAGGGAUAAACCAUUGAAAUCUCUAAUUUUUGACAGUUGGUUUGAUCGUUACAGAGGUUGCAUUGCUUUAGUCUAUGUUAAAGAUGGUGUGGUUUCUAUUGGAGACCAAAUUGCUUCCUGUCACACAGGAAAGUCAUAUGAUAUAAAAUCAUUAUCCUUCCUUAGACCAGAAGAAGAGUUUGUUAAAAAAAUAUAUGCAGGUCAAGUUGGCUGUAUCACUUGUAAUAUGAGAUCUUCUGGAGAGGCAUAUAUUGGAGAUACUCUACAUUUGAAGAGUACACCUGUUGAGCCACUUCCUGGAUUUAAAAUAGCUAAAUCAAUGGUUUUCGCAGGUGUUUAUCCAAUGGAUCAAUCUCAGUAUCUUUCUUUGCAAAGUGCCAUUGAGAAACUCACAUUGAACGACAAUGCUGUGUCAGUAACAAAGGAGUCAAGUCCAGCUUUGGGUCAAGGGUGGCGACUUGGCUUUCUUGGACUUUUACACAUGGAAGUAUUUUCGCAAAGGCUUGAACAGGAGCACGAUGCUCAAGCUAUUUUAACUGCACCAGGAGUAACUUAUAGAGCAAAAAUUACAGGAAAAAAGAACAUUAUAAAAUAUAAAAGUGAUGAAAUAUAUUUUAGCAAUCCAUGUCAAUUUCCAGAUGUACAAAUUAUACAAGAAUUAUUUGAACCAAUGGUGAUAGGAACAAUUAUUGCUCCAAUGAAAUAUCUUGGAGCAAUCAUGUCGAUUUGCAUGGAAAGGAGAGGAGUUGAACAAUCAACAAUAAAUAUUGACAAUGAAAGAAUAAUGAUUAAAUUCAAACUCCCUCUGAACGAAAUUAUUGUUGAUUUUCAUGAUGAACUUAAAUCAGUAAGUUCUGGCUAUGCAAGUUUUGAUUAUGAAGACUGUGGAUAUGAAAAAUCAAAUAUUAUCAAAAUGGACGUUUUACUGAAUGGACAACAAGUAGAAGAACUCAGUACUCUCGUACAUUAUACAAAAGCGACUGAAAAAGCCAGGAAAAUGUGUCUCAAACUACUGGAAAUAGUUCCUCGCCAGCAAUUCUUAAUAGCAAUUCAAGUCUGUGUAGGUGCUAAAGUAUUGGCUAGAGAAAAUUUGAAACCGUACAGAAAGGACGUAGCGGCGAAAUUGUAUGGUGGCGAUAUUACUAGAAGAAACAAAUUAUUAGCGAGGCAAAAGGAAGGUAAAAAGAAAAUGAGAAUGGUAGGCAAUAUUGCUUUGCCUCGUGAAACAUUUAUAGACGUACUAAAAAGAUAAAUUAAACUGUAAAUAACAAAUUUUAUAAAAAUAAAUCGUUAAGUUUUUGAAAUAGUUGUUAAAAGGUUGCAAAAUUACCAC